This is a messenger RNA of Mauremys mutica (yellowpond turtle), 4338 nucleotides long. It is a transcript of the gene ALPK1, whose product is annotated as alpha kinase 1. Lineage: Eukaryota; Metazoa; Chordata; Testudines; Geoemydidae. The record is from RefSeq and is a predicted model, not a curated record. The transcript has 13 exons. Gene Ontology annotation, molecular function: protein serine/threonine kinase activity; ATP binding. The coding region runs from base 46 to 3837 and encodes 1263 amino acids. Gene Ontology annotation, biological process: protein phosphorylation.
CUCACCCAGGGACGCCCGAUUCGCAGCAGAGUGGGAGCAGGCAUCAUGAAUAAUCAAAAAGUCGUGGCUACAUUGCUUCAGGAGUGCAAGCAAGCUCUGGAUGUGCUCUCACCCAAGAUGUCUGAUGCAUCGGAGGAAGACAAGAGAGAGUACCAGCAGUGCAAAGCUUCGCUCCCUGAUGAUCUAAGGACCCUUAUUGAAGAGGCAAAGGAAAUGAAGUGGCCCUUCGUGCCAGAGAAGUGGCAAUACAAACAAGCCAUAGGCCCAGAAGACAAAACAAACCUGCAAGAUAUGAUCAGUGCAAGGCUGCAUGAAUUACUGGUUUAUUUGAAAGCCUCCAUCAUGGUCAAGGACUGUGCAACAGCGGCUGCUAUUGUGUUCCUGAUUGACCGAUUCCUAUAUUGGGUGGAUGCCUCCAGCAAACUUCUUCGGAUUGCCAAAGGCCUGCACAAGUUGCAGCCAGCCACACCAAUAGCCCCUCAGGUGGUUAUUCGCCUAGCUCGCAUCUCUGUAAAUACAGGAAAACUUUUAAAAGCUGAGUAUAUCCUAAGCAGCCUUAUAAAUGACAAUGGAGCAACAGGCGUGUGGCUGUAUGACAAGGAAAGUGAUAGGAUUCUUGUUCAGUCAGUCUGUAUACAGAUCAGAGGACAGAUUCUGCAAAAGCUUGGAAUGUGGUAUGAGGCAGCGGAGCUGAUUUGGGCUUCAAUUGUAGGCUAUUUCAAACUGCCUCAACCAGAUAAAAAGGGAGUUGCUACAUCACUGGGUAUUUUGGCUGCCAUCUUUGUUUCCAUGAGUGAGAAAGAUUAUAAUAGUUUUAAAAACAACUCUCAAGUUGACCUGAGCCUUCUCCAAGAGUUUGACCAUCGCUUACUGUCAGCUGCUGAAGCCUGCAAGCUGGCAGCAGCCUUCAGCCAGUACACCCCGCUUUUUGUGCUCACAGCGGUGAAUAUCCGUGGCACAUGCUUAUUGUCCUAUAGUUACUCCACAGAAUGUCCUCCAGAGAAGAGAAAGUUCUAUUUGUCUGAAGCUAAGGAAUCCUUUGAAAUUGGUCUUCUCACCAAGAAAGAAAAUGACCCUGUCACUAGCAGGCAGGAGCUUCAUAGUUUUAUUAAAGCAGCUUUCUGCCUUACAACAGUUCAUCGGCGACUCUACGGGGAGAGCAAGAAACUCUGUGAGGUGAGACAGCUAUGUAGUGAAGCCAUGGAGAAACUGUACACUUACAGCACUUCACCUUUUACAGAGGAUCAAGACAAAGAAACACUUGCUAAAGAGAUCAUGUCUUUGAUCAUAUCUGUCAAGGAGCAUUUAGAAGUACAAAGCUUCCCUAAUUCAGAUGCCAGGUCUUAUGUUCCUGAUAGUUACAAAGGUGGAGUGGAAAAGCCUAUCUUGCGUGGUGAGGUGAAUUUUGAGAAAAUCCUUGAAAUGCAUUCCCAGCAUCAUAGGUCAGUAAGUGAAGUAUUUGAAAGUACUUGCAGGAGUCAGGAAACCAGGCACAGAGAAGCCAAAAUGGGAGCUUGCAUCACUGCCUUAAAAACUGAAACUAAAAAUGUAGACACCAUGUGUACCACCGAAGAAAAAUUACGCUGUGGCAAGUACAGUGCCAAAAUCUCUGAUUCACAAAACGCAAGAAGAAGCCGUGAGAGACUCAGUGGCCGAAGGAGAUGGAUUAGUUCUAAUGUAAUGAACGUCUCCCUUGAAGAAGAAAUGGAGAGAAAGACAUUAGACAGAGUUACCAAUGAUGAAGAUGGCAUUUUCAGCAGUUUGCAAAGCAGGAGUCAAACCACUAGUUCUUUGAAGUCUUGGAGCAAGUUGUCAAAAUCAAGUUCCUCUGCUAGCUGGGAGGAGCUAGACUGUAAUGCUAGCAAUAAGCUGCCCAGAGAUUGGCAACCCAGGGAAAAGGGCUCAGUGGAUGAGCAGUGUUGCACAGCCUCAACUGAAUCUACUGAGGAAAAUGUUCAAGCUGGCAGCCUGCACUCAUUGUCCUUCCAAACUCAUCAUCUCUCUCUUCAAGAGUCACGGAGUGGCUGUUCAGGUCCUUCUCAGCAUUCAUUAAAGAAAAAUAUGCUCUUUGCUAAUAGACUAGCAGAUGCGUCCUCAGCUUCCAGAGAAGGGCUCUUGCAGGGGACAGAACCUGAAAGGGAUGCCUCAGAACAGAACGCAGGGGAUGCCAGUAGUAUAGACUUCAGGAACAAUGCUGUUUCUUUCAUGGACUUAAAGGGUGCCCAUUGUUCUGGUCCCAACAGACCCGAGAGGGAGACGAUUUCCUCUUCCCUGGCAGAAUUAGAAUCCUUUGAAAUGAUUGAGUCCAGAACCAAGGACAGCAAUAGAGACUUCAGUGUUGUUCACAGCCCUGCUCAGCACAACAUAGUAGAAGGAAAUGUAAUAGAUGCUGAAAGGUAUAAAAGAGUCACAGAGCCAUUAUCUAGAAAUAAUUAUGUGUGGAUUGACCCAGAAGGAGAUACUGUAGACAAUACAGAGGAUCCGUCAGUUGAGCCUCAUGUACCUAUAGGUAAGGUAGCUACUACUACAUCUAUAAGCAACAAGCCAAAAAUAGCAAGUGAUUCCUUUGUAUGUAACUGGAUUAAUAAAUCUUCUGCUGAAAUGGCUGGAAAUGAGUCUUUUGAAAUGCCUGAAGUCGACACCCAGGCAGAUACAGAAGAUGAAUGGGAGUUUGCUUUCAGCAAUAGCAGGAGUUCAGUAAACAACUCUCCUGCCACGAAUGCUCCAAGGCCUCAACUUAGCCCCAGGGUUGGGAUCAGAGUUUCACCAUCAGGGAGGAAGAAGCCAGAAGCUGACAACUUCAAUGACUGUGCUACCACAGAGGAAGAUGAAGCAGAAAAGUACAGGAACAUUCUGAACAGCAGACACAGCUCAAGCUCCUCUCUGAAAUCAUGGUACAAAUCAGCUCAGUUUUCCAGCAGUUUCUCUGAACUAGAGAGUCCAUCUUUUCUGAACUCCAGUGGGAGCUCUUUUGUCUUUGUGCCUGGGAGAACCAAAGAACAAAUCCUAAAAGCUCGCUUUCUAGAGGAUGCUGACUAUGAGAAGCUCUUGUCAGGUGUUGAGCAUAGCUGGCUAGUGCAGAGACUGGAGACUACUGGAAUAUUUAAGGCUAGACAACUCCACAAAGCAUACUCUGCUCUUCUUCUGAAAUACUCUAAGAAAUCUGGGCUGUGGACAGGCCAGGAGACAGCUGUGUAUAUUGGAGACUACCUGAGCGUGGCGAAGGAAGGCAAACAAAGGAAUGCAUUUUGGAUACAUUUUCUGCAUCAAGAAGAAACUUUGGGAAGGUAUGUUGGGAAAGAGUAUAAAGAAGAAAAGGGGCUUCUUAACCAUUUCAUUGAUGUGGAGCGACAAAUGACUGCCCAGUACUACGUGACGGAAUUCAACAAAAGGCUGUAUGAGCAGAAGAUCCCAACACAAAUCUUUUACAUCCCCUCUGCAAUACUCCUGAUAUUAGAAGGCAAAUCCAUAAAAGGAUGUGUGAGCGUGGAGCCCUAUAUUCUGGGAGAAUUUGUGAAACUAUCUAAUAACACAAAAGUAGUAAAGACAGAGUACAAAGCCACAGAGUAUGGCUUGGCCUUUGGCCAUUUCUCCUAUGAGUUUUCCCAUGGCACAGAUGUGGUGGUCGAUUUGCAAGGUUGGGUGACUGGUAAUGGAAAAGGCCUCAUCUACCUCACAGACCCCCAAAUUCAUUCUCUUAAUGGGAAAGAUGUUUCACACUCCACCAACUUUGGGGAGAAAGGAAUUUAUUAUUUCUUCAAUAAUCAACACGUGGAGUGCAAUGAAAUCUGCCAUCAUCUUUCUUUAACGAGGCCUUCGGUAGCGGAACCUAACUAGCCUCGUGCAAAGACAGCCUGACAGGUGCUGACGUGGGACCUGAUCCCGCACACGUUUAUACACAUAAAUAACACUGCUUGCAAGAGCAGAGCCAUAAAAGUAAAAUUACUUCUAUUCCUAAGUGUUGGAAGGAUCUGGGUCAUGUUCCAGGUUGGUAACGCAUGUUUCUGAAUACAGCUUGUUGUGGAAAUUAACAAAACCACAUAAAAGUAUAUUCAAGGAACAUAAAGGGUAUAAGAAACUCACAAGGGCCAGGAAAAUUAUGAGCUAACACUAGAACUUUGUCCUUACAAUGAUCAGUGUCAUCUAGAAAUCGCAGCACCGGAAGGAGACAAGAUAGUACAGUCUGUACUCAGGGCUUGACUUCAGUGUAGGGUUUUGACUGAGAAAGGACAGUGGGAUUUGUAACCCUAGCUGCUAUUAGGAAAUACUAUUCUAAGGAAGAGGGUGUAGUCAGGAUCUGGUAUAGUUAUUUCAAGUAUUUUGGGCUUGUAUUUAUGA